This is a messenger RNA of Aricia agestis (brown argus), 1139 nucleotides long. RefSeq lists its product as uncharacterized. Lineage: Eukaryota; Metazoa; Arthropoda; Insecta; Lepidoptera; Lycaenidae. The record is from RefSeq and is a predicted model, not a curated record. The coding region runs from base 39 to 1139 and encodes 366 amino acids. The transcript is spliced from 2 exons. Gene Ontology annotation, molecular function: sequence-specific DNA binding.
UUCGCACGUUUUGGUGUGUGCUGUUUCAUCGAGUCAAAAUGCCGUCUUGUGUAUUAAAACACUGUAAAAGUUGUUCACAAAAACAGAAGAAAGAUGACGGAGUUUCGUUUCACAGAUUCCCGACUGACUUCGAUCUCCGCAACGCGUGGAUCCGCAUCAUCCGUCAAAGCAGGGAGGACAAAGACUGGACGCCGUCGAAAUUCUGCGUCGUCUGCUCGCUGCAUUUUGACGACGACGACAUGUACUUCACCAUGAAAGGUAGACGCUUAACCAAAAAGAAAGCUAAACCGUCGAGAAACCUCGGCAUCACUAGGGAGGAUAUAGCAGGGGCAAACCAAGACAAAGCGGGUACAUCCAUGGAAAUAUCCUUCGAACAUGUACCAAAUAUAAAAAAAGUACAAUGCAGUCCCUCUAAUGGUGUAUCGAAUGUGAAGAUGGAAGAAUCGGGUCCAUCUCAACGUAUAACGACCGUAAAGAUAGAGGAAUCGAGUCUCUCGGUGAAUAUGCAAGACAUAAAGCAGGAGCAGUUGGAUCCCUUGGACGGAAUCAACGUAAAAGUGGAGCCUGAUUCUACUCCUAAUAUUGUGAAAUUGAUGUCCUUUGAAGAAUUACCAUCAACAGAACCUUCAAAUUCCAUCCAAAUGCACGAAAUGCCCAGAAGCUUUUUAGAACAAGAUGAUAUCAGAGAAUCUGAUCUGGACUCCGUGUACGAUACCGCGAUGGAGAACAGAUUGAGGAAGAAGUUAAGGAAAAGCGAGAGCCUCUGUAAUAGUUACAGGUCGAAGCUGAGAAGCGCGCAGCAGAAGAUUCGACGGUUGGAGGAGAGGAAAUUCGCGCUGAAGACUAUAAUCGCCAAGAAGAUUCAGCGUGAUGUGACUUCCUCGAGCGAGAACCGGAUAGCGUCAGAACUCUUCCGUCACAUCUACCACAAGGACUCCAAUACGGAUAUUAUAUGCUCUGAGGAGUUCAGGAACUUCUGCUUCACGCUGUACGGUCAUUCGCCAACAGCGUACGAGUUCGUCAGAGAAACCUUCAACAAUUGUCUGCUAGAUCCCAGUAGAUUCACAGACAAAGGGCCAAUCAAUAGCUAUUCGGAGGUGUGCGCCCUUUAUGACUAUGUAGACUAUGUAGACGACUAA